Botrytis fragariae is the source of this 924-nucleotide messenger RNA. RefSeq names its product putative sam dependent methyltransferase protein. Bases 1 to 924 code for a protein of 307 amino acids. The transcript is spliced from 10 exons. Gene Ontology annotation, molecular function: methyltransferase activity. Lineage: Eukaryota; Fungi; Ascomycota; Leotiomycetes; Helotiales; Sclerotiniaceae. The record is from RefSeq and is a predicted model, not a curated record.
AUGGCAUUAGAAAACUCGGAGACUAUAGAAGAGGACGUCAGCCUUACCGCUCGUAGUUAUUCUUCUUCCGAAGAUGAUUUAGCAGGAGAUACUUAUUCGAUAGAUUCGAGUGCUAUGGCUUUUAGAAUGGAAAAUGGUAGAAGAUAUCAGGCAUAUAGAGAAGGAGCUUAUUGGCAACCAAAUGAUGAAGUACAAAGUGAGCAAAUAGACAUUAGUCAUCGACGAUAUCUAGCAAUGUUGGAUGGCGCGUUGUACAUGGCACCAAUACCAGAUAACGUCGAGCGAGUUUUAGAUCUCGGAACAGGUACAGGAAUAUGGGCAAUUGACUUUGCUGACCUUUUUCCAAAUGCGUCGGUUCUUGGGACAGACCUAUCACCAAUCCAACCGGGCAACGACUGCACAGAAGAAUGGACCUAUCCGCCAAAUUACUUUGAUUUUAUACAUAUUCGUUCACUUUUCGGUAGUGUCGCUGAUUGGGACAGACUAUACGCACAAGCUUUCAAACAUUUGAAACCAGGAGGAUAUAUUCAGCACCUAGAGCCGUCACUAUAUAUACAUUGCGAUGACAACAGUUUACCACCAGAUAGUCCAUUGUAUAAGUUCUCUGAGCUUUUCAAUGAGGCUGGAGAACGUACCGGACAAUCAUUAGAUCUGUGCCCGACAAUGAGUUCCAAAAUAGCCCAAGCUGGGUUCAUUAACCUUCACGAAAAGACAUACAAAACGCCAUUAGGAGAAUGGUCAUCCGAUCCGAAGUUACAAGAGCUAGGAAAGUGGAAUUUGUUACAAUUUGAUGUUGGAUUAGAAGGAUUUUCCAUACAACUUCUCACAAAUGUAAUGGGUGCCCAAGUUCGCGUUGCGGCUCGAGAUCGAAGAAUACACUCGUACUAUCCACACAAACUGGUUUACGCUCAAAAACCUCUGUAA